AUGUGUGAUACAUCUAUUAUGAUGUUGGAAGGUCUAUUAAAAGAUGAAAAAAAGAUGGAAUAUUGUUUGGAUUGGGAGGAUAUUGAAAUAGAGAGUACACUAAAAGACUCAGAUGGAGGUGGCGGUGGUGAAAAUGGCAGCCCUAAUUUUACAGAUUUAAAGAUUUUAUCUAUUCUGUCUACAGAAAUAAUAUCUAGUGACAUUAAUCAUCAUAAUGAAGAGAUGUUCUGUUUGUUUUACAGUUUAAAGGGAUCUGUCAUGGAUAAACAAUGUGUGCAUGUUCAUGGUUUAAUGAUAGUUAGAAAUAAAAAAAUGAGUUGGUUAAAGCUGUGA
Molecule: messenger RNA, 333 nt
Organism: Lottia gigantea (owl limpet)
Lineage: Eukaryota; Metazoa; Mollusca; Gastropoda; Lottiidae
Exons: 4
Coding region: 1-333 (110 amino acids)
Source: RefSeq, a predicted model, not a curated record